Suillus fuscotomentosus is the source of this 588-nucleotide messenger RNA. RefSeq lists its product as uncharacterized. The record is from RefSeq and is a predicted model, not a curated record. Lineage: Eukaryota; Fungi; Basidiomycota; Agaricomycetes; Boletales; Suillaceae. The transcript has a single exon. The coding region runs from base 1 to 588 and encodes 195 amino acids.
AUGGCCCCUUCCUCCAAUGACCACCAGCUCCUCUACCUCUCCACGUACGGGCAAGAUGUGCUUGUCGGAAACCCUGAGAACCCCGAGGACUCUCACCUGAUCACCCGUGACCAACUAAAAUUAUUCAUCAACUACUCCCAUGCCCUGCGCAACAAGUCCCUCGACGACUGCCCCCCGAGUCCCUUGGGGUACGAGUUCUUCGCGCAUGCCUUCAAUAGUGAAGGCCUAUCAUCCACGGCAUCCUAUAUCAAUGAGAACGGAGUUGUAGUCAGCAUGGGGGCCGCUCUGGUCCUCUCUGAUAUCAUGGAAGAAGAAGACGACGUUGAGAUUACCGUCUCGUCGUCGCGAAUGGAGCAGCUCGAUAAAAUGGUAUGGCACACGGCCCUCAGCGCCUCCUACCAGCGCAAGAAAAUGGAGGCUAGACAAGCGAAUCAGAGGAAAGAAAAGAACUAUGGUCGCAAGCAGGACCAGAAGCUCACCAAGAAAGGGUUGGGGAAGGUCCGUAAGCUGAUGACCUUGGCGCCGGCGAACGUCGUCGCCGGGCCUUCAACCCCUCAUACCACUGCCGAGGAAGCCAUGAAUGAGUAG